Coregonus clupeaformis (lake whitefish) is the source of this 1710-nucleotide messenger RNA. RefSeq names its product BCL2 binding component 3 (gene bbc3). The coding region runs from base 441 to 1004 and encodes 187 amino acids. The transcript has 4 exons. The record is from RefSeq and is a predicted model, not a curated record. Lineage: Eukaryota; Metazoa; Chordata; Actinopteri; Salmoniformes; Salmonidae.
AGUAGCAGCAUUUCUCUUGUAGAGGUGCAUGUCAGGACAUGUUGUCAUGCAUGGAGGAGAGGGCGUGGCGAAACAGGCAACCGCGGGAGUGAAAGCAAAGUGGUACCACUAUGAAACAGUCUCCCCUAUGAAACAGUCUCCCCUGUAAUCAACAUUUGGACCAUAGCUCCGUGAUAACGGGUUGGAUAAGCAUCGAUUUCCAUGGAAUAAAAGACGACUACACGGUUUGGAUGUGCUGACUGUUUUGACAAUCGUAGUGGGAAACGUGGAAUGUCACAAACUGCAAGUGGACUUUCUUCAACACCCAACGCAAGGACAAGCCGCGAGUCAAACAGCUUGUUGGACACAUAUUCUGAUGUCAACAAGCAAUCGACAGUGCCUAAACUACAGAGAGAUUUACAGUCAUCACGAAUCAUCAGAUAAAUCAAAGUGCACCUGGUAUGGCCCGCCCCCAUAUGGAGAGUGGAGUGGACCGCCAUGGCCGGGGCAGACAACACACCUGCCGCAUGGAGGUCCAGCGGCCAGACACCUGGCCUGGUGGCAGCAACCACCCUCUCCAGGCUGCACACCGCCAGUCCUGCCAACUGCUCCCCAACAUGGACACCCAGCCCAGGCAGGACUCUCCGCCCCCCCAGCCCCAGAGAGAAGCCUUCCCACCCGCCAGUGCCCAUCCACUGGACAGCCCCAGAAGAGCAAGCACAGACCCAGACAUAGAGCACCAGGACACCACAGCCAGGGAUCCCCUGCCUGACCUGCUGCCCCAGAGAGAGCGCUCUCCCCAGGCUUCUCCCCAGCACAGAGCCCCUGGAGUAGCAGACCCGCGGUUGGACGACGAGGUGGUGGAAAGACUGGCCAACCAGCUCAAGAGAAUCGGCGACGACUUGAACGCUACGAUCCUCCAGAGAAUGGGUGGCAUCCCCCAACGGCAGGACUGGAGAGGCCUGUGUCUAGGAGUCCUCAACUUCCUCUUGGAUACCCUUAGCACUCUGUACCGACUGAGAUAGACUGACUCUGGAUAGGGAUUGGACGCGCCGGAGCUCCCUACUGGACCAAUCACAGACUGCUUCAGAAUGGACUCAGUCCGCUGGAACGGACAAACCCCUUUUGUUUUGUCUCUUUUGUACAUCUUGUAUAUAUAGAUAUUUUUUUCAAUCUCUCUUUGGGACAGCUCUUGAUAUAGCAUUCUGACACAGGUUGGUCUCCUGGGCUUGUGUGUGCUCCUAUCCUUCCUUGUAAACUGUGAAGCACACUGAUGCCGUGUUGGGUGUGGUGGCGAUGCGAGGGCUUUACUUGGUGAAGAGGCUAUGGCUCCUGAAUGUGUGUGUACAACUUCUUCCAAUUGAGGUCAUGGUAGAAUGAGCAAUUCAACUGCUCGACAGCAUGGCUUGAUGCGGGUACUGAGGGGCCUGUGUAGAAUCCCCUGUAAGUCACACUAUGGCCUGAAUAAUAAUCAGUUUAAAUCGCUGGAUGAGCCAAGCUUACUGCUGAGAUAAGUUAUAGCAAUAUACUAUAUGGGAUCUGCUGUAGAGCCACACUUGCGCCAUACAACCAUUACUGUCUAGCACUAGGAUGUUUCCUCACUCCAAGAGGUCGGACAAUAGUUUCAGACAGGACCAACUUGACUUGGUAAAAAAUGCCAGUACACUCUUAGAAAAAAUGGUUCCAAAAGGGUUCUUCGGCUGUCCCCAUAGGAGAACCCUUUUUGGUUCA